This is a messenger RNA of Vicia villosa (hairy vetch), 1627 nucleotides long. RefSeq names its product protein FAR-RED IMPAIRED RESPONSE 1-like. The record is from RefSeq and is a predicted model, not a curated record. Gene Ontology annotation, molecular function: zinc ion binding. NCBI's taxonomy places the organism in Eukaryota, Viridiplantae, Streptophyta, Magnoliopsida, Fabales, Fabaceae. The transcript has 2 exons. Bases 2 to 1627 code for a protein of 541 amino acids. Gene Ontology annotation, biological process: regulation of DNA-templated transcription.
CAUGCAGCAAGACUAUGAAUUAUUUGGUGAUCUCAUCAGUUUCGACACUACUUAUCGAACAAAUACGGAGUAUCGCCCAUUAGCUCCGUUCCUUGGAUUUGACAACCACCGUAAGAGUGUAUUAUUUGGUUGUGCCCUGCUAUACGAUGAGACUUCAGCAAGUUUUGAUUGGUUGUUUACCACUUUCCUGAAGUGCAUGAAAAAUAAGAAACCCAUUACAAUUUAUACAGACCAAGCUUCUGCUUUGAUGAAGUCAGUUCCAAACAUCUUCCCCGAUGUCUUCCAUGGCUUGUGUUCUUGGCACAUGGGGGAGAAUGCAAAGUCCAACUUAGGCUCUCGUUGCAAUGGUGCAUUUCUUGACGAACUACAUCACUUGGUUUCGAAUGUUGAUGAUGAGGCAGAGUUUGACUUCAAUUGGAAUAAGAUGCUUCAAAAUUGUUUUGGUGGUAAAGCCACUUCUGAAUUUACUUGGCUUGUCCAGAUUCAUCGUAAUCGUACUCAAUGGUCUUCUGCUUGGGUGAAAUCACACUUCACUGCCGGUUUGAAGACCACACAGUUAAGCGAGUCGUUCAAUGCCUUUCUUCGCCACUUUCUUCAGCCAGACCACUCACUUGUGCAAUUCUUUAUCCAUUUCAAUGUUAUGGUUGAGAAAAUGCGAGAUAAUCAUGCUGAUUGUGAUUUCAAGGCUGCUAAUACUAGGCCAAGAAACAAUUAUCCCAACAGCCAACUCAUGAGGUCCGUUGUCGCCAAGUAUACUCCAGCAUCGUUUGCAUUCAUUCACAAGCAAUAUGAUCUUUCUUUCAAAUAUUAUUAUGAGGAGGACAUGUCAAGAAGUUCAAUUUCUAAUAGAGUUUUCAAAAUGUUCACAAUUCAACUUGUUCGUGAUGCCGAUGAGAUGGAUUUUGAUAAUGAUGCCGCUGCGAAUGUUUAUAUGUCGGUCGAAGAAGUUCCAGAAAACCUUCUUCCUAAUGAUCAAGAUCCUUUGCGACUUGAUGAGAGGGUUGUUACGGUAGAUAUUGGGAACAAGAUUUUUACUUGUACCUGUCGGAUGUUCGAGAACCGGGGAUUCUUAUGUCGCCAUGUUUUCAAGAUAUUAGACUUCUUAGGGAGUUCUGUCCAAUACCAGUCCUUGAAGUCCAUACCUGACCACUACAUAUUGAAGCGUUGGACUAAAGGAAUUCGUCCAUCCCUUGAUGCUUUAAAACCCAUCAGUAUUGGAGGUAUUCAAGAUACUACUUUUGCACAAAGAUAUCAACAAGCUUCUGGUGUUAUGCUUCAGAUUAUAACCCGUGUUUGCAUGGACCCUGAUGCGUGCCAAUUUUUUCUUAAUGCUGCAAUUGAAUGUGGGAAGCAAGCGGAAGAGUUGAUUGUUGCUAAAGGUGUUUCCGGUCAACCUUCAUCUUCCAGGUCUGCAUCUUGCAAAGAUACUAGUGUUGCUGAACCUCUUGUAGUUGAUUCUAGUGUAAAAAAGUUCAAAAAGAGACCCAAUCCAAUCAGGGCUAAGAAACGGCUCAAAAGUGAUUAUGAGUUAGCUAGGGAGAGACAAAGAUUCAUCGCACAGCGGAAGAAACAAAAGAAAGAAGAAGAUGCUGCAAAAUUAGCUUUAACAAUCAACAAUGUUGAUUGA